Helianthus annuus (common sunflower) is the source of this 1107-nucleotide messenger RNA. RefSeq names its product protein FAR1-RELATED SEQUENCE 5-like. Bases 1 to 1107 code for a protein of 368 amino acids. The record is from RefSeq and is a predicted model, not a curated record. Gene Ontology annotation, biological process: regulation of DNA-templated transcription. The transcript is spliced from 4 exons. Lineage: Eukaryota; Viridiplantae; Streptophyta; Magnoliopsida; Asterales; Asteraceae.
AUGAGCGAGUCACUUAAACCUCGUGUUGGUAUGGUCUUUGACUCCGUUGACCAAGCUUAUGGUUUUUAUGUCAAGUAUGCUCAUGCAAGUGGUUUCUCGGUUAGGAAGAACACUUCAUACAACAACACAAAAGGUGUUCUUAAGUUGAAGCAUUUUACAUGUUCUAAAGAAGGUUUUAAAAUUCCUAAUAAGGGUAAAGGAAAGCGUCGGAAACCAUCUAAGAGAGUUGGAUGUGAGGCUCAUACUAAGUUACAGUUAACUGUUGAUGGGAAGUAUGAUAUGGUAUUUGUUCCUUUCACUGGUAUAGAUAACCACAAUAGGAAUAUAACGCUUGGUGUUGCGCUUCUUGGAUCAGAAACUGCUGAUUCAUAUAGGUGGUUGUUGAGGAUGUAUGUCAAGGCGUUUGGUGUUGCACCUAAAGUAGUUGUUACCGACCAAGAUCUUGCCAUGAAAACAGUUAUUUUAGAUGUUUUACCAGAUAGUUGUCACAGGUUAUGUAUGUGGCACAUAUGGGAGAAAUUGACUCCUAAGCUUGGACCAGUUUUGUGUAACAUUACAGAUUUAAAAAAAAAAACAUUGGCGAAAAUUGUAUGGUCAGAUUCAAUUUCACGUAAUGAAUUCGAGGAGAAGUGGCAUGCAAUACUUUCUGAGUAUGGUUUAAGUAAUCAUGAAUGGUUGGGCAGUCUUUAUAAUAUUAGACAUGAUUGGAUUCCAGCAUAUUAUUUAGAAGAAAAUUUGUCAGGGCUUAUGCGUACGACAUCAAGAUCAGAGAGCGAGAAUCAUUUCUUUAAUCAAUUUUGCAAUCCACAUUUAACUUUGGUUGAGUUUUUUAGCCAUUUUGAAACUACAAUUGAGGCUCAAAGGUACGAGCAUAGAAAAAAUGAUCAUGAAACAAGAUACAGUGAAGCUGAACUUUGGUUCCCUAAUUUUGUACUUGAAGAACAAGCCUCAAAGUUGUUUAUACGGACAAUAUUUUUGGAUCAACAAUUGGAGAUUGAUGAUGCCAUUAACAAUUCACUACUAGAAAACUUGGGAAGCCCUCGUGGUAGUGUUUCGGUUUAUAAGUAUCCAAUGGUGUUGGUAUAUGACUGCGAAACAUUAGAAUAG